This is a messenger RNA of Thunnus maccoyii (southern bluefin tuna), 1978 nucleotides long. RefSeq names its product PRA1 family protein 3-like. The record is from RefSeq and is a predicted model, not a curated record. Gene Ontology annotation, biological process: negative regulation of transport. The transcript is spliced from 3 exons. NCBI's taxonomy places the organism in Eukaryota, Metazoa, Chordata, Actinopteri, Scombriformes, Scombridae. Gene Ontology annotation, cellular component: membrane. Bases 105 to 680 code for a protein of 191 amino acids.
UUUGACUCCCCUCCUCAGAGCUCAGACAGUGAUCAGCUGACCUGUCAAAAUAUUUCGCAGCGCGUGUGUUGGGUUGUUAUGUUUGUGUACCACUGAGCUCAGUCAUGGCAGCCAAGAUGGAGCUUGCGCCUCUCAGACCGUGGGAUGAUUUCUUCCCCGGAAGGGACCGGUUCGCCAAACCAGAGUUCGGAGAUUUAACAAAGUGGAACAAUAGAGUGAUCAGCAAUUUAUUGUACUACCAGACGAAUUACUUCGCCGUGGCCGUGGUGGUUUUCCUCAUUGUAGGGUUCCUGAACCCACUUGGUAUGUUUCUGGGAGGAGGUGUGGUGGUUCUGGUCUUCAUGGGUUCAGUGUGGGCAGGAGAGAACAAAGCCACCAUCAAGAACUUCAAAAGAAAGAACCCCACCCUGUUUGUCAUCGGGGUCAUGGUCACCAGUUACUUUGUGCUGUCGCUGUGCGGUGGCGUCAUGGUCUUCAUCUUUGGAAUCACCUUCCCUUUGCUGUUAAUCCUAAUCCAUGCCUCUCUGAGACUGCGCAAUAUGAAGAACAGGCUGGAGAACAAGAUUGAAGGUGUUGGGCUGAAGAAGACCCCCAUGGGCAUCAUCAUGGACCUCCUGGAUCAACAGGAGGAGAAAAUGAACAAGAUUCAGGAUUUCAUUGAAAGCAAACUGAAGGAUUAAGGCUCUAGCCAGGAGUGUGCCAAGGGAAGUGUCAUGAAAUAUGGAUUAAAAUAUCCGUAGCAUCAUCCCAUGUGUCAGAUUUUUAUCCCCAUUAUACAUGUAAAGAUACUGAUGUUUGCAUUCCCAUACUUUUUAUCCAUUUUGCUUUUUAGUUAGCUUUUUUUUUUUGUACAUUUGUGUUAAUACACUCCAUCUUAAGUGUGCAGCUGGUUACUAACAACAAGAUUAUAACAAGAUUUGCACAAUCACCAUGUGGAUUGGACAUUGAAAAGGUAAUAUGCACCAAAGGUUACCAAAGGUUUGAGCAUUCCUGUGUCGAAAAAAUGUUUUAAAAAACAAAUCAUUUCCCUUGCUGACAGUGCACUUUGUUCGACAUGACAACUGAGUAUUUUUUUUCAGCCAAAUAAAGCAGAAUGUCUGAAUACAAUAUCUAAUAUAGUUAUUAGAUACCAAAUGUAUUUGUUGUAAAAACAAAAGAAAAGAAAUCCAAUCCAUUCAGUUGGCUACCUCAGAACAAGCAUGUUUAAUUUUCUCUUCUCGCGGAGUAGAGCCACAUUACCAAAAUACAGACUCAACACCAAGUGAACUGUUGUCUGCUUAUUAAACAGCAAUAACUCACAUUUUGUCACUUCAGGAGCUGUAUGAAUACUGAUCUGAGACCAGUCUGUUUCUCGUGUAGACAUGGUUGUGCGGCCUGUUUAAUCCUGGAGUUGUAAUAUUCCUAUUCUCAAAAGAUGUGUGCAUACAGUUCCUGACAAUACGGGCUGGCCUGAGUGUAUCCCCUCUGAUCACAGCUAUGCAAUAUUAAAAAAAUGAAUGGCACGUGCAGCUUUAUUCUCUCAAUAUUAUAUCAUGGUAUGUACAUGUUUGUUGUUAUUUCUGAUGUGUUUUUAUUUUCAUAAUAUAGCAUGUAGAAAUGUAUAAAAUGGCUGCAGGAGACAAAGCACAUCAUUUUGGAUUAAACUAGAGACACCCCCAUGCUGUUUUCCUGUUCUCUGUUGUGAUCAAAUCCCUUUUCCUUGUUAAAAAAAAAGUACAUAUGUAAUGUUAAAUCUUCAUUUCAUGCAGCUGAUACUAAGAGCAGUCAUUUCCUGUUGCUUUUCACAUAAACACACUGACUGCAGUUUGUGCAUGCUACCUUCACAAAUGGUGGUUCAGAGAGAUUGUCUAUAUGGAUGCUAUAUUAUAUAUGAUCUAUGUUUUUAUGUGACUUUUUCAUUAUUGAAUAGUGAUGAUGAAAUCACAGAACUGGAAGUAAAACAUGGCUGUGCUCUACGAUAAUAAAAAAGUUAACCUAA